UCCGCGCACUGUGCCAAUGUGCCGAUCCGUCACCAUAGUCUUUCCAGACGCUCGGUGUGGUGCCUGGCCGUUUGCGAGCCUCCAGGAGUCCAGAGUACCCCAAGCCGAGGCACUCCCAGUUUCCUAUAACCACCGAACUUGGGGGCAAAGGAUAUGGGAGAGUUUGGUUUCAGUUUUGUUCAGAGAUCUGUCCCGCUUAAAUCCAAAGGAAUGACUGGGAAGACAGAUGACAGGCCAGAGAAUUCCUGCCUCGGAGCUCAACUGCCUGCUGUCUCUCUCAGAGUCCCAAGGGAAUGACUGAUGGUUUCCUUCGAAAUGGCAGGCAAUUAGAAGUAGGAGGCUCUGUCCAGAAACACAUAGCCACAGCUGCCUGUCGUUCGACAUCCUCUGUAAUUUGGGCCAACACACUGCAGCUGCCUCUCUUCCCUUACUUAAAGUGACUCCAGUGACAACACAUUAAUGAAGUGAAGAGGCGGCUGUGUUUUGAGCCCUGCCCAGUUGGCACCGGAUCUCCCUUAGGAUACAGGUUCACUGAUGGCUCAGCUGGGAGCAGUUGUGGCCGUGGCCUCCAGUUUCUUUUGUGCGUCUCUCUUCUCUGCUGUGCACAAGAUAGAAGAGGGACAUAUUGGAGUAUAUUACAGAGGUGGCGCCUUGCUGACCUCCACCAGCGGCCCCGGUUUCCAUCUCAUGCUCCCAUUCAUCACAUCCUAUAAGUCUGUGCAGACCACUCUCCAAACAGAUGAAGUGAAGAACGUACCGUGUGGGACCAGUGGUGGUGUGAUGAUCUACUUUGAUAGAAUUGAAGUGGUGAACUUCCUGGUCCCGAAUGCAGUGUAUGAUAUAGUGAAGAACUAUACUGCGGACUAUGACAAGGCCCUCAUCUUCAACAAGAUCCAUCAUGAGCUCAACCAGUUCUGCAGCGUACACACACUUCAGGAAGUCUACAUCGAGCUGUUCGAUCAAAUUGAUGAAAACCUCAAGUUGGCUUUGCAACAGGACCUGACCUCCAUGGCCCCGGGGCUUGUCAUCCAGGCUGUACGAGUGACAAAGCCCAAUAUACCCGAGGCAAUCCGCAGGAACUAUGAGCUGAUGGAAAGCGAGAAGACGAAGCUUCUCAUUGCAGCCCAGAAGCAGAAGGUGGUGGAAAAGGAGGCAGAGACAGAGAGGAAGAAGGCCCUCAUUGAGGCAGAAAAAGUGGCUCAGGUUGCAGAAAUCACCUAUGGGCAGAAGGUGAUGGAGAAGGAGACGGAGAAGAAGAUCUCAGAAAUUGAAGAUGCUGCGUUUCUGGCCCGGGAGAAGGCGAAGGCUGACGCUGAGUGCUACACUGCUCUGAAAAUAGCAGAAGCAAAUAAGGUCAAGCUGACUCCAGAGUAUCUGCAGCUGAUGAAGUACAAGGCCAUUUCUUCCAACAGCAAGAUUUACUUUGGCAAAGACAUCCCCAACAUGUUUAUGGACUCUGCAGGUGGUCUGGGCAAGCAGUUUGAGGGGCUGACUGACAAGCUGGGCUUCAGCUUAGAAGAUGAGCCCCUAGAGGUGACCACAAAGGAUAAUUGAAAAAAAAUGUAUACAACCUCUGAUUGUGACGCUUAGAGAGAGCUUUAUUUUUUAAGAUGAAACAGAAUGCUCCUCCUUCCCAAGCCACCUUCUUAGACUCUUCAAGUUACUGUAAAAAAGGAAGAAGUGGACAUAAAUCUACCCCCCUUCUGGGAAGGGAGAGCAGAUGGAGGGUUGUUUUUUUAUUUUAAUCCAGGUAAGCAGGUUAUAUGACUUCUGGUGAGGUGUGUACACCAUAGAUUUGACCUCUGACCUGCAGGCACCAGCUUAGUGGGAGAUGUGUGGCUGCUGCUUCCUCAUGGUUUGAUUUUCUUCAUGAGAAAAUUGGUUCCACAGUUCUCUUCCUUGCCUCUGACGAAGGCGGCGGUGUCUGCAUGUGGGGCUCCUAACGGCCCAGGCAUCUGCCAAGGCACAUCAGCUGCAGAGAGCAGUGGUCUGCUGGGCUUUGUGACAGUGUGAGCGUUACUCUAGUUAAGCUGGGUUGAGCCCUCCUUAGGAAGAACCUGGUGCUAGGUUUUGCAAGAUUUUCUAUAACUCUACUCUUGCCCUAGUGUUUUCUGAUGACAUCUCACCGCAGCGGGCUCAGUCACCCCCCACGCUCCUUUUUCAGAUUUUCACCUGAUCUGUGAUUUGAUUUCUUGUUGAAUAAUCUAUUAGUUCCACUCAGCAUCAAGAUGGGAACAAGAAGUGCUGGAUUGGUUGGCUGAUAAAGUAGUGUCCUUGGACCAUUAGGCUCUGUAGUACUAUUUGGCUAUGUAAGUGUAUACCUUUAAGAGCUCAUCAUUGUAGAGAUUCUUCAUUGAAGAGCUCUUGGCACUGUGGAGAAGAAAGAGCCAGUCUGUAGGCAUCCAAGUAGUAGUGCCUAUGGCCUGUGCUGGGGGUUUAUCUGACUCACUGAUAAAGAGAUCUUUUAAAUACAGAGCAGCUAUGUAGAUACAAGUCAGAGCAGAUGCCCAUGCCUUCUGGGCAGCAUUGAAUCCCAUGUUUUGCUUUUCAUUGCUAGUUAGGAAAACAAAGAGUCACCCUAGGAGAUUCAGGAUGGAAAGAACAAAUAUGAAAGAAGAGUAUUUCUUAGAUCCUGAAAUUGGACCGGGUUGGGGCAGGGCUGCAACUCGUAUGGCCUGUGAGUGCUGCACAGAAGGCCUUUGUGACGGCAGCUAUGCAGAGUUAAUGCUGCCAUGGCGGUAACCUGUGUAACCAUGCCCAGCUCCAGCUUAGGACUUGACCCUGUUAUUAGCUGCUCCCCCCCUUCCCACACACACAAAGCCCCUACUGUUAUCUUUAGGUGAAUACUAUAAAUGCUAUUUUCUGGUAUCAAUCCUCAUUUUUGGUUCUAGAAGUCAGGCCAGUUUGCUUGUAAGUGACUGGCAGGUACUUGUCAGGCAUUUGGGUAGCAUUUGGCCUGCCUAGAAAGAAGCAAAGAGUUAAUUCUGAAUACUUCAGAUGUUGCCCUUCUCUGUUCUAACUUCUUGUACAGAGAUUUCUCAGGUCACUGGUCCUGGUCACACUUUGUACAGACUACAAAGUGCUCCUGGAAAGGAUAGAUUAAAUGUGCUUAGAAGUUCUUGCAAAAAUGGGUUUCCCACCCAAGACCAACUCAUCUUCCUCCCACUUGCUGCUGAUAAUCACUUGUUGAGAGCAACAUGCCAUAGCCAGCAUCCCCUCUUCCUUCUGAGCCUCAGAAACACUAAUUCACUGGAGUCAGUUCAGGUGUGAGUCUGAAAGUUGUCUGCUACUUAGGUUCAGAUAGUUGGUCACUUAUCACGAAGAGCCUCUGUAAACUCCUGCUGUAAGUGCUGCUUCCCCAACCUUGAAUGUCACUAACACAAAUUCAGUAGGUGUUGGCAUCUGUCCCAGCAGUCAAAUCAUGGAAUUCAGCUGUCUUUUUAGCAUGGGACACCUAGCCCAUCUGUCCGUGUGAUUUUGUUUUUGUAAGACUAGAAAAUCUGAUUGUAAAGCAUUUAAAUUAGAAAGAUGUGAAGUGUGAUAAGCCUGCAGUUUUGUAGGCAGUGAAGUCAUGGCUGCUAUUUAUAUAAAAACUUCUAUCAAAGUAAGCAACUUGUUUGUAAAUUCAGUUUUUGUAGGAUUUUCCCAGGGCACAGCCACCUUGGUAGAAUGUUCGUCACUCACUAAAGCUCACAUAAGCAAUUCCUAUUCAGAACAGUUUUUAAUGACUUUUCAAUAUAUGGUCAACGUUUGUAAGGAAGUUUAAUAACUUUUUAUAACUAAAAAUAUAUGUAGAGGAGUCAGCGUGGUUGCUGAGUUGAGGAGCGGGGAACCCCUGAAUGAUCUGAGUAAUACAGUGAUGUAAAGAAGGGAGGUGUUUCAAGAACGACUGUGGGUGUGUCUGUAUCCUGUAAGAGUGAGACUGCCAUGUUUGCUGACCUGGACUAUCGUAAGUUGGAAAUCGAUAAGCUGUACCUUGACAAAUAGCCACUCUGUCUGUAAACUUCACCUAUUUGACUGUCUUCAGUGGAAUUCUAGCCACUGUUUGUUUCCUUAUAAAAGCUGUAAAGGGCAA
Molecule: messenger RNA, 4075 nt
Organism: Mesocricetus auratus (golden hamster)
Lineage: Eukaryota; Metazoa; Chordata; Mammalia; Rodentia; Cricetidae
Gene: Erlin2
Product: ER lipid raft associated 2
Exons: 12
Coding region: 535-1554 (339 amino acids)
Biological process (GO): SREBP signaling pathway
Cellular component (GO): endoplasmic reticulum membrane; endoplasmic reticulum
Molecular function (GO): ubiquitin protein ligase binding; cholesterol binding
Source: RefSeq, a predicted model, not a curated record